This is a messenger RNA of Lactuca virosa, 1047 nucleotides long. Lineage: Eukaryota; Viridiplantae; Streptophyta; Magnoliopsida; Asterales; Asteraceae. The record is from the annotation of a GenBank genome assembly.
AUGGAUAGAUGGGAUUUCGAUCGCGACACAAAGUAUCGAAGCAGCAAGAGAAAAGAUAGAGGUGGAGAGAGUGAUGAGGAGGAUCGGUAUGGCGAUAAACGAACUAGGGUUGUGCACGAGUGGAAUGAGUGGCGGCGGUUUGAUCAGGAGAAAGUGGGUUUUGCUGAGGAAGACACAGAUAGGGAUGAGAGGAGGGAAUUCGAGGAUGGAGAUAAGUUGCAACAAGGGAAAUUGAACGGGGAAACAAUGACGACGAUGAAGAAUGAACUUAAAGAUGAACCCUGUGGUGGUGCACUGGGAGCACCCAGUAAGGCAUAUGAAACCCUACAUGAGACCCCUUUGGCGCCCAGCCACCCUCAUCCUCCUUCUAAGGUAUCAUCACUUUCUACCAAACAUGAAACUGAAGGAGUUGAUUCUGCAGAUGCUGCCAAGAUUGGAGGCAUCUCUCUCAAUGCUUUAUCUAUGGCCAAAGCAACUUUACUGAAGCACAAGGGGCUUGCAGAAAAGAUGAAGAAGAUCCCGUUGUUAAACAAGGGUACUGACUCAGCAAGAGAUGGCCUCAAACCUCCAUCUAGUUCAGGAAUACCCGCUGCCCCACCACAAUCUGCUGCCCGACUUGGUGGUGGGCUGCCCCGAAAUUCUGAAGCUGUAAAACGGGCUCAAGAGCUUGCUGCCAAGAUGGGUUUUAGAAAAGACCCGGAAUUUGCACCACUUAUAAACAAGUUCCCCGGAGAGCUGGCACCAGAAGUGACUGUACAACCAAAGCAUGCUAAAGCCCCUGUUCUUAGUUUGGAUGCAUUGGGUAGGGAAGUCGAUGAAAAUGGCAAUGUGGUAAAUAUACCUAAGUUAAACAUCUUGAGCACCCUUAAGGUUAACAUUAACAAACAGAAGAAAGAUGCAUUCCAGAUUCUGAAACCGGAAUUAGAAGUGGAUCUAGAUGAAAACCCUCACUUUGAUCCUCGAAUGGGAAUCGAUAAAACUAAACUUUUAAGGCCUAAAAAGAUGACCUUUCAGUUUGUUGAUCUAAUUACGUUGAAGAGUCUUUGA